CUCGGUGGACAGAGAGACACACCUGUGGUAAAAGCUCUGUCAGAUAUUGAUAUUCAAACUAAACUGGCCAAGCGAUGAGUCUCACUGGAGUGGGAGGGGAUGACGGCAUUGCCUGUAGCACAAGUCUCUGUGGGGAACCUGGCCCACGAAAGGAAUCCAAAAGUCCACUCCUGCAGGGUUCAUCACCAGAAUCCUUAAUCAGCUGUCUGUCCAUGAAGAGUGACCGUUCUAAGGACAUACCCGUAUAUUUCAAACAGGACAAACCAAUGAAACUUGCAGGCAUUCCCAACGAUCAGAGAGACACAUCGGAAUUAAAGUUUCAGCAAGGAGACAUGGUCUCUAUUUUUAGGUUAGUCGAAGAAAACGCCAUUGCCAUGUUAAAACGGGAGCUGAAGAGAUUCAAAAGAGUUCUUUGUCUAGACCUCGCAGAAUGCAGUGAGAUUCAGAGGGGUGAUGAAGAUGUUGUGGACAAUGAAGAAGAGCAGGAGAGCACUGUCAGAGAGGGGGCUCUAAAAAUCACCCUGCAUGUCUUGAGAAACAUAAACCAAACAGAGCUUGCUGACAGACUGGAAAAAAAUCUUUUAGGUGAGCUUGCUGUCUGCCAACAUAAACUCAAAGCCAAUCUAAGGAGGAAGUGUGAACAUGUGUUUGAAGGGAUAGCGACGCAAGGUAACCCAAGUCUUCUCAAUAAGAUCUACACCGAGCUAUACAUCACAGAGGGUGGAUGUGGAGAGGUCAACAAUGAACAUGAAGUGAGACAGAUUGAGAUGGCAUCUAGAAGACCAGCAACAAAAGAAAAAUCCAUCAAAUGCAAUGACAUAUUUGAACCCUUUCAUGGACAAGAGAAUCAAAUCAAAACUGUGCUGACAAAGGGAGUCGCUGGCAUUGGAAAAACAGUCUCUGUGCAGAAAUUCAUUCUGGACUGGGCAGAAGGAAAAGCAAAUCAGGAUGUGAAAUUAUUAUUCCCUCUACCUUUUCGGGAGCUGAAUUUAAUGAAGGACAAGAUGCUCAGUCUGAUUGAACUUCUUCACCACUUUUCUAUGGAAACCAGAGAAUCAGGAAUCAUGAACUUUGACAAAUACAAAGUUUUGUUUAUCUUUGAUGGUCUGGAUGAGUGUCGGCUUCCUCUUGACUUCAAGAACAACGAGUGCUGUAAGGAUGUCACAGAGUCAACCUCAGUAGACAGUUUGAUGACAAACCUCAUCAAGGGGAAUCUGCUACCCUCAGCUCUUCUUUGGAUAACCUCCCGACCUGCAGCAGCCAAUCAGAUCCCUCCAGAGUGUGUUGACCAGGUGACUGAGGUACGAGGGUUCAGUGACACACAAAAGGAGAAGUACUUCAGAAAAAAAUUCAGUGAUGAGAACCUGGCCAGCAAAAUCAUCAAACACAUAAAGACAUCAAGGAGCCUCUACAUCAUGUGCCACAUUCCAGUCUUCUGUUGGAUUUCUGCCACUGUUCUAGAGAAACUGUUGGGUGAAGCCGAGAGUGGUGAGAUGCCCAAAACUCUGACUGAGAUGUACUCACACUUUAUGAACUACAACAUACUACAUAAAAAACUGAAAUAUUCAAGGGGACAAGAAAAACCUGAAACAGAUAUACAGAUGAAAAGGGAUGAAGAAAUGAUUUUGAAAUUGGGAAAACUAGCCUUUCAACAACUCGAGAAAGGCAAUCUGGUCUUCUAUGAGGGAGACCUGAGAGAGGGUGGCAUUGAUGUCACAGAAGCCUCAGUGUAUUCAGGAGUUUGCACGCAAAUCUUCAGAGAGGAGUGUGGGCUGUACCAGGAGAAGGUGUACUGCUUUGUUCAUCUGAGCAUUCAGGAGUUUCUGGCUGCUGUGUAUGUAUUUGUCACAUUCAAAAAUGACAAUGACAAUCUAAUGGCCAAGCCAGAAACUACUGGCAGAAAACACCACGCGUCUGAAGAAACACCUGAAACUGCUCUCCACAUGAAAGCUGUGAACAAGGCCAUGCAGAGUGAGAAUGGACACCUGGACCUCUUCCUCCGCUUCCUUCUAGGUCUCUCAGUAGAGUCCAAUCAGACACUUAUACGAAGCCUUCUGACACAGACUGGACACAGCUCACCGACUAAUGAAGAAACAAUCAACUAUAUCAAGGAGAGGAUCAGAGAAAACAUCCCUCCAGAGAGGCGUAUCAAUCUAUUCCACUGUCUAAAUGAAUUAAAUGACCAUUCUCUAGUUCAAGAGAUCCAAAGCUACCUGAGUUCAGGAAACCUGUCUGAAACUGAACUGUCUCCUGCACAGUGGUCAGCUCUUGUCUUUUUGUUGUUGACAUCAGAAGAGGAACAAGAGUUGUUUGAUCUCUCAAAAUUCUGUAGAACAGAAGAAGGUCUUCUGAGGCUGCUGCCAGUGAUCAAAGCCUCCAGGAAAGCCCUGCUGAAUGGAUGCCACCUCACAGAAAAAUGCUGUGAAGCGUUGGCCUCAGCUCUCAGCUCAACUGCCUGCCAACUCAGAGAGCUGGACCUGAGUGACAAUGACCUGCAAGAUUCAGGGGUGAAGCUCCUGUCUGCUGCACUGAAGAGUCCACACUGUAAACUGGAAAUAUUGAGGAUGUCAUUUUGUGGAGUCACAGUGGAAGGCUGCAGAUAUCUGGCCUCCGCUCUGAAUUCAAAUCCCUCCCACCUGAAAGAGCUGGACCUGAGCUACAAUCACCCAGGAGACUCAGGAGUAGAUAUACUACACUCAGUGUUGGAGGAUCCACAAACAAAACUGGAGAAACUCAGUAUGGACCAUGGUGCCGAGUGUUGGUUAAAAUCAGCCCUUAAGAAAUAUGCCUGUGAGCUGAGCCUGGACCCCAAUACAGCCCAUCGACACCUCUCGCCCUCCGAGGACAACAGGAAGGUGACUCGCAUGGAAGAGGAGCAGCCACAUCCUGACCACCCGGAGCGAUAUGAGAACUGGAAACAGGUGCUGUGCAGAGAGGGCCUGACUGGCCGCUGUUACUGGGAGACCGAGUGGAUGGGUCCUGAGGCCCACAUAGGAGUCACGUACCAUGGGGUGGACAGGAAGGGGACGGGCACAGACUUUGGCCUGGGAUACAACGACAAGUCCUGGAGUAUCACCUGCUAUGGGGACAACUUCACUGCCAGACAUGAUAACGUGCCUACAGCCAUACUGCCGCCUCCACUCGCGUCCCGCCGGGUGGGAGUGUAUCUGGACUGGCCGACCGGCACUCUGUCCUUCUACAGCGUCUCGUCUGACACACUGACCCACCUGCACACGUUCAACGCCACUUUCACUGAGCCCCUUUACCCGGCGUACAGGCUGUGGUGUAACGGCUCGACGGUGUCUCUGUGCCAGGUGGAAAGGAAAAGGGGAAAGUGCUGAUACAAGACGGUCACACUUGAAGACAUACGUAACAUCAAAGCUGGUAUUUAAUCCCCGGCUGAUUUUCUACGUUUGCCCACUGACAAAGAAAUGGUCAGUCUAUAAUUUUAAUGGUAGAUUUACUUGAACAGUAAGAGACAG
Messenger RNA from Esox lucius (northern pike), 3482 nucleotides. Its product is annotated as NLR family CARD domain-containing protein 3. Bases 75 to 3341 code for a protein of 1088 amino acids. The record is from RefSeq and is a predicted model, not a curated record. Gene Ontology annotation, molecular function: protein binding. Lineage: Eukaryota; Metazoa; Chordata; Actinopteri; Esociformes; Esocidae. The transcript is spliced from 10 exons.